AUGUUAUCAAGACCCAUCAUCCAACAUCAAAUCAUCAAAUCACUAUUCAAUUCAAAGCGAACAAGUACUUUACUCAAAUCUAACUUUUCUUCAAAAUCUCAAAUCAUUUCAUCUCCAAUCCCACCGACUUCUACUUCAAAUCCUAAUUUACCUAUCAUCGUAGAGGAUUAUCAUGGUGUAUCAGCUCAAUCUAUCUUGGAAGAAAACCAAACUCAAAAACAUGGUACUAUGCGUCAUUUCACAGUCAACUUCGGACCUCAACAUCCUGCAGCGCACGGUGUUUUACGUUUGAUUUUAGAAAUGAAUGGUGAAGAAAUCUUAAGAGCUGAUCCUCAUGUAGGACUUCUUCAUAGAGGUACAGAGAAAUUGAUUGAAUAUAAGAAUUACACUCAAGCUUUACCUUACUUUGAUCGUUUGGAUUAUGUUUCGAUGAUGACCAACGAAUUAUGUUAUUCAAGAGCGGUCGAGAAACUUUUGAACAUUGAAGUUCCUGAUCGUGCUAAAUGGAUUCGUACUCUUUUUGGAGAAAUCACACGAGUACUUAAUCAUCUGAUGGCUGUUCUUACUCAUGCUAUGGAUGUUGGGGCUUUGACUCCUUUUCUUUGGGGUUUUGAAGAACGUGAAAAAUUAAUGGAAUUCUAUGAAAGAGUGUCAGGUGCAAGACUUCAUGCAGCUUAUGUUAGACCAGGUGGUGUAGCCUUUGAUCUGCCACAUGGAUUAUUAGAUGAUAUCUUCACUUGGGCUACUGCUUUCUCUCAUCGAAUUGAUGAAUUUGAAGAAGUCUUAACUGAAAAUCGAAUUUGGAAACAACGUACGAUCGGUAUUGGUAAAGUAACUGUAGCAGAUGCUUUGAAUUAUGGAUUCAGUGGUGUGAUGUUGAGAGGUAGUGGUGUUCCUUGGGAUAUUCGAAAAUCGGAACCUUAUGAUGCUUAUGAUCAAGUUGAAUUUGAUAUUCCGGUGGGUAAAAAUGGAGAUUGCUAUGAUCGUUAUCUAUGUCGAAUUGAAGAAUUCCGACAAUCUUUGAGGAUUAUCCAUCAAUGUCUUAACAAGAUGCCAGCAGGACAGAUCAAAGUAGAUGAUUAUAAACUAACUCCACCACCUCGUGCAUCGAUGAAAGAAUCAAUGGAAGCUUUGAUUCAUCACUUCAAACUUUUCUCCGAAGGUUACAAUGUGCCACCUGGUGAAACUUACUCUGCCAUUGAAGCACCAAAGGGUGAGAUGGGAGUCUAUUUAGUUAGUGAUGGAUCAAAUCGACCUUACCGAUGUCGCAUCCGUGCACCUGGAUUUGCCCAUUUGGCAGGCGCCGAUUUUAUGUCCCGACAUCACUUCUUACCCGAUAUGGUUGCAAUUAUUGGAACAAUGGACUUGGUGUUUGGAGAGGUAAAGAUCACCCAUCCUUUUUUUGCUUGA
Molecule: messenger RNA, 1410 nt
Organism: Melampsora larici-populina 98AG31
Lineage: Eukaryota; Fungi; Basidiomycota; Pucciniomycetes; Pucciniales; Melampsoraceae
Exons: 7
Coding region: 1-1410 (469 amino acids)
Biological process (GO): mitochondrial electron transport, NADH to ubiquinone
Molecular function (GO): NAD binding; NADH dehydrogenase (ubiquinone) activity; quinone binding
Source: RefSeq, a predicted model, not a curated record